Ailuropoda melanoleuca (giant panda) is the source of this 857-nucleotide messenger RNA. RefSeq names its product immunoglobulin lambda-1 light chain-like. The transcript is spliced from 5 exons. The coding region runs from base 16 to 717 and encodes 233 amino acids. Lineage: Eukaryota; Metazoa; Chordata; Mammalia; Carnivora; Ursidae. The record is from RefSeq and is a predicted model, not a curated record.
CUGGGCAUCUCCACCAUGGCCUGGACCCUUCUCCUCCUCCCUGUCCUCAAUCUCUGCACAGGCUCCGUGGCCUCCAGCGGGCUGACUCAGCCGCCCUCUGUGUCGGUGGCCCUGGCACAGACGGCUACCAUCAUCUGCUCUGGAGAUGUAUUGGGGAAAAGAUAUGCAUAUUGGUACCAGCAAAAGGCAAGCCAAGCCCCUGUGCUUGUAAUUAAUAAAAAUAAUGAGCGGCCCUCAGGGAUUUCUGACCGGUUCUCAGGCUCCAACUCAGGGAACACGGCCACACUGACCACCAGCGGGGCCCGGGCCGAGGACGAGGCUGACUAUUACUGUCAGUCCUAUGACAGCAGUACUGAUGAUUGGGUGUUCGGCGGAGGGACCCAGCUGACCGUCCUAGGUCAGCCCAAGUCCGCACCCUCGGUCACGCUCUUCCCGCCCUCGUCUGAGGAGCUGGGUGCCAACAAGGCCACCCUGGUGUGCCUCGUCAGUGACUUCUACCCCGGCGCCGUGACGGUGGCCUGGAAGGCAGACGGCAGCACCAUCACCCAGGGCGUGGAGACCACCAAGCCCUCCAAACAGAGCAACAACAAGUACGCGGCCAGCAGCUACCUGAGCCUGUCGCCUGACAAGUGGAAAUCUCACAGCAGCUUCAGCUGCCUGGUCACGCACGAGGGGAGCACCGUGGAGAAGAAGGUGGUCCCCGCAGAGUGCUCCUAGGUCCCCGACACCCUCCCCCACACACGGGGGCCUGGAGCCACAGGACCUCCAGGAGGGUUUGCCCUCCCACCAGGGUCAUCCCAGCCCUUCUCCCUGCACCCAGUCAAGACUCAAUAAAACGUCCUUUCUUCAAUCAGAAA